This is a messenger RNA of Anastrepha ludens (Mexican fruit fly), 1299 nucleotides long. RefSeq names its product probable RNA 3'-terminal phosphate cyclase-like protein (gene Rtc1). Lineage: Eukaryota; Metazoa; Arthropoda; Insecta; Diptera; Tephritidae. The coding region runs from base 123 to 1268 and encodes 381 amino acids. The record is from RefSeq and is a predicted model, not a curated record. Gene Ontology annotation, cellular component: nucleolus. Gene Ontology annotation, biological process: endonucleolytic cleavage of tricistronic rRNA transcript (SSU-rRNA, 5.8S rRNA, LSU-rRNA); ribosome biogenesis. Gene Ontology annotation, molecular function: RNA endonuclease activity. The transcript is spliced from 4 exons.
UUGUUUGUAUAUCUUGACGUCUAUAUUUUAACAUGUGCUUACUACACGCCUGAAUAAAACAAUGCAAAUUGUUUGAUACAAAAUUGGACAUUUAUUUCACAGAAACAAUUAAAUAUACCAGAAUGCCACCUAUAGCGCAAGAAGGAAAUUGUUUAAUUUAUAGCGGCAGCAACUUUCUUAAGCAGCGCCUUAUACUCUCCUGUCUCAGUGGAAAACCUGUAAAAAUAACACAAAUUCAUAUAAAUGAUGAUACGGCUCCCGGUCUACGUGAAUACGAAAUUGGGCUGAUAAGGUUACUUGAUAAACUUACAAAUGGAACAAAAAUUGAACUUAACCCAUCGGGUACUUCAAUCCUCUUCACACCAGGUCUCUUGUAUGGCGGUUUAUUACAACAUGAUUGCUGCAUACAGCGUGGUAUAGGCUAUUAUUUGGAUGUAUUAAUAGCUCUAGGUCCGUUUUGUAAAAACCCAAUUAACGCAACUCUGAAAGGUGUAACAAAUAGCAAAGACUCGCCUUCAGUAGAUCAUAUUAAAGGGUCGGCAUUGCCUGUGUUAAAACGUUUCUUAGUUGUAGACGAAGGAUUGGAACUGAAAGUGGUGCGAAGAGGAGCCGCGCCUCUCGGUGGAGGUGAAGUUCAAUUCCGGUGUCCAGUGCGUAAAAAUUUACGUUCACUACAAUUUCAGUCACAAGGCAUGGUGAAACGCGUACGGGGCACUGUGUACGCGUGCAAGGUUUCGCCGGCAAUGGCUAAUCGAACAGUUGAGGCGGCAAAAGGUGUUAUGCUGAAGUUUCUGCCCGAUGUGUACAUAUAUACAGACCAGAACCGUGGUAAAAUGUCUGGCAAUUCCCCAGGGUUCGGUAUAUGCUUAAUAGCGGAUACAACGGACGAUGUGUGUUACGGUGCCGAAAGCAUAUCAAAUAGUAAAGAAGAAGGAAAAGAUCCAUCAGUGCCUGAAGACUUGGGACGCGAAGCUGCAAUGAAGUUACUUGAUGAAAUUUAUCGCGGAGGCUGCUGCGACUCCUCAUAUCAAUGGCUUGUUACCCUGUUCAUGGCGUUGAGCCAAAAAAAUGUUUCAAAGUUCUUGACAGGACCACUUUCCACAUAUACCAUACAUUUUCUGCAAAAUUUACGCGACUUUUUUUCAAUAACAUUUAAGUUGGAAAAUCCUGAAAGUGAUGAUCAAGAUGAUGCAAUGCCAGGCGCCCAAAAAGUGCUGAUGACUUGUGUGGGCAUCGGGUACACGAACAUAAGUAAACGUGUCAAUUAAGCGUAAUAAUAAAGUAUAUAUGUAGAUUAAA